Molecule: messenger RNA, 760 nt
Organism: Stylophora pistillata
Lineage: Eukaryota; Metazoa; Cnidaria; Anthozoa; Scleractinia; Pocilloporidae
Source: RefSeq, a predicted model, not a curated record
UGCAUCAGGCUUUGGGACGCGGAACUUGGACGGUUUGUAAACAAAGCAUUUGAAAAGUGAUACAAAUUGAGUUUCCUUUGAACUAUCUGAACAUGGAAGUAGAACUUUCUCCUGGUGUAGUGAAUUCUUGCAACGUUGCGAGAAAGCGACAAGCGGCUCAAGAGAGUGGUUCAGAAACACGAUUGAAGAAGCGACCAUGUCUUGAAGACUGUUGUUGGAGUCUGGAAAAUGCCUGCAAUGUGGAAUCAGAGAACAGAUCAUUAAGUUUCACACAGCCCGUGGUUAUUUCACAUCAACGACCUGAUGAUAAUUGUUCUUCAUCAUUUUAUCCUGACACUGCUACAUGCAAUGGACACAGCCACAAAGACAUCAACUGUAACUUAGUGAAUCAAGAAAAUCAAUUUCAGGAAAUGGACAUUUCAUAUGAAUCAACAACAACAACAAGAAGUAGAGAACUCCAUCAGCAGACCUUUCCUGUCCCAUCGUUAUUAGCUCAAUAUGAUUCAUCCUCAGCAUCUUGCUUGCGUUGCUUGAGAGGAGAACCGGGACACAUCAACCACCUGACCAUUUGAUUUGCAGUCUUACAAGUGUUUUGUUUACUUUGAUAAUCACAUGUACAAAGAAAAUUGCAAUUUUAACUAUCUUAUGUAUAUUUUCAUGUAAUUACUUGUCUUAAAUGACUGUCUAGUUUUACUCAGUGCAAGACAAUUUUUCUGUAAAUAAAACAGACAUCCAUGAUUAAAUCCAAAAUCGAAAAUUA